Paramecium sonneborni is the source of this 1993-nucleotide messenger RNA. NCBI's taxonomy places the organism in Eukaryota, Ciliophora, Oligohymenophorea, Peniculida, Parameciidae. The record is from the annotation of a GenBank genome assembly.
AUGCUAUCAAUUUCUCAAACAUAAAAAUCAUUAUAAGUUCACUCAUAAAAGCUAUUACAUAGAUAAAACUUAUAUUCUAGAAAUAGAACUCUUGAUAAUGUUGAAGCAAAUAAAUUAAGAGCUAAAUAUAUCAUUCAUGAUAAAGAAAGUUUGUAUGAAGAAAUUUAGAAAUUAAAAUAAGAGAACAAUUAAUUGAAAUUAACACUGAGAUAGUUUUAAUCAUAAAUUUAAUAUUUUAAAAGAGAAGUGUAAUCAAUAUCAAAGGAUGAAGGAACACCAACUAAAAGUUACUCUAGAUUAAAAUAAGGCUAUUUAGAAAAGAUUUCUAAACUCGAAGUAUUUUUGUUUUCUUAAAUUUUAGGAUGAAAAUAUCAAAUUACAACAAUAAUUAGCAGAGUAAUAAUAAUAUAUAGGAUAACUAUAAAGUCCAUUAAAUAAAAAUAAUGUUGAAAAUCUAUGUAUGUCUCUAAGUGAAGAUAAUAUGAAACUGAAUCAAUUGAUUUAAUAACAAGAGUAAUCAGUUAAUUAAGCCUAAGUAUAAAAAUGAAUGAAAUUUAGACUUAAUUCAAUAAGAUGAAUGUAAAAUAUAAUGCAAUUUUGAAUAAGUAUAAAUAGUUGAAAAACUUGAAUGCUUAAUUACUUCUAGAAAUAGCAGAAUUAAAGAAAAAGGAUACAUUGUUUCUUGAAAGACCUUAAUAGAAAGACAAUAAAAAGGUUGAGGAAUAGUUAUAAUUAGAUUUUGAUCAAGCUCUUGUUGAUUUAAGAAAUGAGAGAUAAAAAAACAAAUACUUAGAAAACACGAUGUAGAAAUUGUAAGCCGAAAAUUAAGAGUAAAUUGAUAAUCUCGAAAAAAAAUUAACUGAUCAAAAGAGAUAAUAUGAAACAUUAUAAAGAGAAUAUGAUUUAGAAAAAAUUUAAAAAUAUUAAUCAAAAAGAACAAUAAUCAUAAAAAAUAAUGGACCAUAAUAGCCAGAAGAAUAAGUAUAAUAACAAGAAGAAAAUGAAUUAUAAAAGAAGAAAAUAAUAAGUGUUGAUAAAAAUGAGAUUAUGACAAUAGCUAGAUAAGUUAAAUUGAAUCUAAUAGGAUUAAAGAUAUCACUCUAAUAAGUAGAGCAAUAUCUAUUAACUCAUGAAACCUUAAAUUAACAUCAAUUAAAAUAGAACUUGUCUAAUAGAAUAUUUGGUCUCUAAUCUCUAGAAUAAAUAGAAAUGGCAGCCAUUUAUUUAGCAGACGUUGAAAAUGAAACAGAAACAACUACAAGUGCUAGAGUCAAAAGUAUUUUUAAAACCUUAAUGGAAAAUUACUAAAUAUUGACAUCUUCACAAUUAAAUAAUAUUAACUAAUAAAUCAUGAAGAAAAAAAAUGAAAUUUCAGAUAUAUUAAUAAAGAAAUAUCCAGAAACAUAUACAAAUGGAUAUUUAAGUAUAGAUGUAAUUAUUUUAAUAAAAAUAUUUUUAGAUUUAUCUAGAGGUUUUAUAAUAGGUGGAAAUUACAUUAAAUAAAUUAGAAAUCGAUCAUUUCUAUGCUCUUAUUACUAAAUAAAAUAGACAACAAAAAAUUUUGCUUUAAUAAAUUCAUAGUCCUUUUGAUGUUAAUUAGGUUGAAGAAGAAGCAGACCAAGAUGAUUAAAAUCAAAUAAAUGAUUUUAAUAAUGAUCCAUCAAAAAAUGAAGGAUUAUCUAUUAGUGGGGUUCAUAAUAGAUAAGUACAAUAAUUAGUCAUGUUAAAUGAAAAUGAAGAAGAAAUAAAGAAAAAAAAUAGUUUAAUUCAAUAAGAAAUGAAAAAUAGCCAAGAUUACGUAGAGAACGAUAGAGAUCAAAAUUUGGAGUUAUCAAAUAUGGAAGAACAAUAACCAAAAGAUGACAAAAAUCUUAUUUAAGUUAUACAUAAUGGGGAUCCAGAUUAGAAGAUGAAUGAUUCGUAAGAAUUAGGAAAAUAAAGUUAACCUGAUUUAUAAUAAUUUUGAAUUUAAAUAAUGGAUAAUCGAUCAGAG